CUUCCGCUGGCAGGUUCCGGGCGCGCGGAGCCGGAGGCGUCUCGGAGGAGCGCGGAGCCCGGGCUGACGGUGGGGGCGGUCGGUUCGCCAGUCACCCCCUCGGCUCAUGGCCGAGGCGCCGCGCCCCCCGGGGCCGACAGCCGAGCCGCUCUUCAAGGACGUGAAGUUCUUCGCGGUGGGGGACAUUGAUCCCGAGGUGAUUCAGCUGCUGAAGGUUGGAAAAGCAAAAGAGGUUUCCUAUAAUGCUUUGGCAACACACAUCAUUGCAGAGGAUGGUGACAACCCUGAAGUUGGGGAAGCACGGGAAGUGUUUGAUCUGCCAGUGGUUAAGCCUUCCUGGGUAUUUUUGUCAGUUCAGUGUGGCCAGCUCCUUCCAGUAAAUGGUUUCUCACCAGAAGGAGGACAGAUAUUUUCAGGGAUUACAGCUUGCCUUUCACGGGUGUCUGCGGAAGAUCGCAACAUAUUGUGGGCCUUGAUUACCUUCCAUGGAGGAGACUGUCAGCUGAAUCUUAACAAGGCUUGCACCCAUUUGGUAGUACCAGAACCUCAGGGGGAAAAAUAUAAUUGUGCUCUGAAGCAGAGCAGCAUCAGAAUUGUAACGCCAGACUGGGUGGAGGACUGUGUUGCAGAAAAAUCCCGGAAGGAUGAGUCCACCUAUCACCCACGCCUUAUUAUUCAAGAGGAGGAGGAUGAGGAGGAAGAAGAGGAGGAGGAGAUGGAAGAAGCAGUUGCAAAUGAGGAAGAUGCUGAGCUGGAGGACAGUGGGGAUGACAAACGCUCAGCCAAGAGCAGUCCUGUGUCGUCACGGGGAGGCUCACCGCUGAGUAUGUCGGGCUUCUCGCCGAAGAGGGACAACAAGCCUGAGAAAUCAACAGGUGAAAUAAUGUUUGAUGACUCCUCUGACUCUUCCCCUGAGAAGCAAGAGAGGAACUUGAACUGGACACCAGCGGAGAUCCCACCGUCUGCCACUGCCAAGCGCCGGCUCAUUCAUGGGAAGGACUCUGCUCUGAUUAACUUGUGCGCCAAUGUCCCGCCGGUCCCUGGCUCUGUCUCUGUCCCUGAAGCCAGAAACAGCGUGAUUAGUCCUGGGCAAGUACCGCAGGGUCCUGAGAGGCCAGAAAUGGUUGCGACUUGGAGCCCUGCAGUCAGGACACUAAGAAACAUUACUAACAAUGCUGAUAUUCAGCAGAUCUCCAGACCGUCAAAUGUUGCACAAAUCUUGCAAUCCCUUUCAGCCCCAACCAAAAAUUUGGAAACUAAUCAGAACCAGCAAGCCCCCGACGUUCGGCAUCCCAACGCCGUUCUUUUCUCGCAGGUCAAGCAGUUAACCCCCGAAGCGCAGCAGUUGCUGCAGCAACAGUCGCAGCAGCAGCAGCAGCAGCAGCAGCACCAGUUGCUCCAGCUCCAGCAGCAGCAUCUAAUGCAGCUGCAACAGCAGCAGCAGCAGAAACCUCACCCGCAGCUUCACCAGCACCCAUUCCAGCAGCAGCAGCAUGCCUUCUCACAGCAGCAACUGCAGCAUCAGCUGCAACAGCAAAUGCAGCAGCAACAGAUCCAACGGCUGCAGCAGCAGCACCUCCAGCAGCAGCACCACCUGCAGCAGAUGCAACAGCAACAACAGCAGCACCUUCAAUAUCACCACCACCAGCAACAACAGCAGCAUCCUGUUCUUCAGCAACAGUUGCAAAUCUUUGGACAUGAUCCCGGGUUGGAAAUUCCAGAGGAGUCAUUUCUACUGGGAUGUGUUUUCGCAAUUGCUGACUACCCCGAGCAGAUGUCUGAUAAACAACUGCUGGCAACUUGGAAAAAGAUUAUCCAGGUGCAUGGUGGAAUUGUAGAUCCCACUCUGACGAGUCGAUGCACUCACCUUUUGUGCGAAAGUCAGGUCAGCAAUAUGUACGCCCAGGCCUUGCGAGAGGGAAAGCGCUGCGUCACUGCUCAUUGGCUGAACACAGUCUUAAAGAAGAAGAAGAUGGUUCCACCUCACAGAGCACUUCAUUUUCCUGUAGCUUUCCCGCCAGGUGGAAAACCCUGCUCUCAACAUAUGAUAUCUGUCACUGGAUUUAUGCACAGCGACCGAGAUGAUUUAAAGCUAAUGGGCUAUUUAGCAGGAGCCAAGUACACGGGCUACCUCUGCCGAAGCAAUACUGUCCUCAUCUGCAAAGAACCCUGCGGGCUGAAAUACGAGAAGGCUAAAGAGUGGAGAAUACCGUGUGUGAACGCGUUGUGGCUUUGUGACAUUCUUCUUGGGAACUUCGAUGCACUGCGGCAGAUACAGCACAGUCGCUACACGGUGUUCGGACUGCAGGAUCCUCUUGCUCCUAAUUCUCAACUGGUCGCAAAUCUUUUAGCUGCUUGGCGGGUGCCCUUGAAAAUAUCACCAGAGCUUUUGAUGAGUGCACGUAUCCAAUCUAAACAGAAGCAGAAUGAAUGUAACAUUCCACCCCCUGUGAAAAGAGCAAGGAUUGAGGAUUUGCCUCCCCCGUCAAAGAAACUUCCUCCAGAAUCCACACCAGUGGUGCUGUUUACAGGAUUCGAACCUGCGCAGGUUCAGCUGUACAUCAAGAAACUCUAUGUUCUUGGUGGUGAGGUUGCAGAAUCUGCUCAGAAGUGCACUCAUCUGGUGGCCAGUAAGGUGACUCGUACGGUGAAAUUCCUGACUGCCAUCUCUACUGUCAACCACAUAGUUACACCUGAGUGGCUGGAGGAGAGUUUUAAAAGUCAGAAAUUCAUAGAUGAGCAGAACUUUGUACUGAGAGACGCUGAAGCUGAAGUCCUCUUCUGUUUCAGCUUAGAGGAGUCACUUAAAAGGGCACAAGGUGCCCCCUUAUUCAAGGGAAAGUACUUCUACAUCACGCCAGGAAUUUGCCCCAGUCUAGCAACAAUGAAAGCCAUCAUAGAAUGUGCAGGUGGAAAGCUGUUAACCAAGCAACCAUCUUAUCGCAAGAUCAUGGAGCAUAAACAGAAUAAGAGUUUGUCUGAGAUAAUCCUGAUCUCAUGCGAAAAUGAUCUCCACUUGUGUCGAGAAUAUUUUGCCCGAAACCUAGAUGUUCACAAUGCAGAAUUCAUUUUAACGGGUGUCCUGACACAGACUUUGGACUACGAAUCAUAUAAAUUCACCUGAAGAAAUGGUGCGUGUGUGAUGUCGCAGUCAGAGUACCAGUACGGUGUUGAAAGGAACUACUGAGGAGCUGAAACUUGUGGGUGUCCUUUCCUACAAACAGUGACACUGCUUUUCACCCUGAAAAGUCUUCAGUGAAAAUGACGGAUUCAGGCGGGAAAGGAAUAAGAAAAUUGCAUCUUUUUACGAUGUGUGUUACUUCAAGAACAUAUUUUGUUAUGUUUUAUCCCUGUGCUGGCAUGUUUUUCUCACUGUAGAUUAUUUUAGCCAGUUCAGAUAGCAAUCAAUUAUUUUUAAUAAGCUGUUUUUAACUAUGAUAUUGACAGUGGGAUGACCCCGUUUAUGGAAAUUUAGAUCUAACUCUUGUUUAUUAUGAAGAUAUAUAAAAAGGGCUGUUGGGCGAUUAAAUUAUGGAUCUUUUGAAAUUCUGGAUUUUAUGCAGAUUUUGUUGUUUUGUAUUUCUAAUUUGUGAAAUUUACUACACAAAAUUGCACGAGUUGAAUAAAAAUGGCUUUA
Messenger RNA from Hypanus sabinus (Atlantic stingray), 3637 nucleotides. RefSeq names its product PAX interacting (with transcription-activation domain) protein 1 (gene paxip1). The record is from RefSeq and is a predicted model, not a curated record. NCBI's taxonomy places the organism in Eukaryota, Metazoa, Chordata, Chondrichthyes, Myliobatiformes, Dasyatidae. The transcript is spliced from 21 exons. Gene Ontology annotation, biological process: positive regulation of transcription initiation by RNA polymerase II. Gene Ontology annotation, cellular component: nucleus. Bases 107 to 3124 code for a protein of 1005 amino acids.